Messenger RNA from Scatophagus argus, 3894 nucleotides. Its product is annotated as inverted formin-2-like. The record is from RefSeq and is a predicted model, not a curated record. The transcript is spliced from 19 exons. Gene Ontology annotation, molecular function: actin binding. Bases 274 to 3336 code for a protein of 1020 amino acids. NCBI's taxonomy places the organism in Eukaryota, Metazoa, Chordata, Actinopteri, Scatophagidae.
ACCAAUCAACCGUUCAUGGAAACUCCUCUUUUGUUUGAUUGCUCACCUGUGACUUCCUGCCAAUUCUCAAAAAACUAACAUAUGCUGCCAUGGAGAGAUGUUAGAAACCUUUUUAGGAUGGACUUUCUUAAAAACUGAUAAUUAAGUGUAGUGAUACUCAGAACUGUGUUUUAUUGUUGUCUUGCAGGGCUUCAGUUACUUGAUGUUCUGCCAAAGUUGAGGGAGCAAGAGGAUGAAGACUUGAUUAUUCAAUGUGAAGCUUUUGAAGAGGCAAUGGCUGAAGAUGAGGAGGAGCUGCUGCGGGUCUAUGGGGGCAUUGACAUGAGUGAUCACCUGGAGGUUUUCACUACCCUCUUUAACAAGGUGAGCAGCUCUCCAGCCUCUCUCCAGCUGCUGUCCAUCCUGCAGACACUGUUGGUGCUCGGGCCGGGCCGCACUGAUAUCUGGCUGGCUCUGGAGGCCAUCACUAACAGAGCCAUACUGCUGGCCCAGGACUCUCAGAUGGAGUCCUUUGAGAAGAUCAUGCAGCGGCUCAUGUUCUCCAAAGGCUGUGAAGGUCAUCAUGAGCUGGACGGGCAGCUGGUGAAAGUGGAUAAGGCCAUACAGACUGAUCUGGAUCAUCAGGACAAAGAGAAGUCAGACAAAAGUAUCACUAAAUCUUCUCAGAAGCCACUGAGUGCCGCUCCUCCACCACCCCCUCCCCCUCCACCCCCACCUCCUCUAAACCCUAGUAUGACUGGGCCCCCACUGCAACCUUCUAGCCAGUGCCCACCUCCUCCUCCGCCACCUCCUCCUCCUCUUCCUCCACCACUACCUGGAGGGUUUGGUGGACCCCCACCACCACCUCCUUUGCCUGGAAUGCCACCACCACCACCACCACUGCCCUGCGGUCCAGGCAUGGCUCCCCCACCACCUCCUCCACCCCUACCAGGGAUGGGUGGAGGACCGCCACCACCACCUCCCCUACCUGGUAUGCCACCUCCACCACCUCCUCCACCUGGCAUGAUAAUGGCUCAGAGUAGUUAUGCCCUUGGGUGCGCUGCACCUGUAAAGGCAAACCGAUGCCCCACCCUGAGAAUGAAGAAGCUUAACUGGCAGAAACUCCGCGCUGUGACUGAUGGUCACUCCAUGUGGGCCUCAGUUCAGAAAGAGCCUCCUCCUCGGGAGCCGGACUACAGCAGUAUCGAGCAGCUGUUCUGUCUCCCGGUGACCGAGCACAAAGACAAGGGGGCAGCUGCUCCUGUCAAGAAGGAGCCUAAAGAGAUUACAUUUAUUGAUCCAAAGAAAAACUUGAAUUUGAACAUAUUCCUAAAGCAGUUCAAAUGCACAAAUGAAGACUUUGUAGCCAUGAUUCAGAAUGGUGACCGUACUAAAUUCGAUGUAGAAGUGCUUAAGCAGCUUCUAAAGCUCCUGCCAGAGAAGCAUGAGAUUGAAAAUUUGAAGUCCUACCAGGGAGAAAAAGACAAGCUGGCAAAUGUUGAUCGCUUCUACACCUCCCUCCUCACUGUGCCAUGUUAUCAGUUGAGGAUUGAGUGCAUGUUGUUGUGUGAGGAGACUUCAUCAGUGUUGGAUAUGCUCAAACCUAAAGUCAAGCUGGUGGAGGAGGCCUGCCAGUCCCUCAGAAUGAGCGCGCUCUUGCCCAGUUUCUGCAGGCUUAUCCUUGAUGUUGGAAAUUUUCUCAACUAUGGAAGUCACACAGGGAACGCCGAGGGGUUCAAGAUUAGCUCUCUGCUUAAGCUUACAGAGACCAAGGCCAACAAGGGCCGCAUUACGCUGCUUCAUCACAUCCUGGAGGAAGCAGAGGCAAACCACCCAGAGCUGCUGGUGCUGCCAGAUGAAAUAGAGAUCUGUGAUAAAGCAGCAGGAGUUAAUUUAGAUUCUAUUCAGUCUGAAGCCAGUGCCUUACUAAAGCGACUGAAUGAGACGGCCAAGAAGGUCUCCAACUCUGUGGAAGAAGUGAAGGAGCAAUAUGAAAAAGUUCUUGAAGAAUGUCUGGAGGCAUGUCGAGGCUUAAGUGAAAGGCUUACUGCAAUUGAGAAGAAGAAGUGUGAGUUAGCACUAUAUUUGUGUGAAGACGCCAAUCAGCUGUCACUUGAGGAACUCUUUGGAACCAUCAAGACUUUCCGAGGACUUUUUAUCAAGGCACUGAAGGAAAACAAAACCAGAAGAGAGCAGGCAGCCAAGGCUGAGAAGAGAAAGCAGCAGCUGGCAGAGGAAGAGUCCAAGAGACAGAAGGGAGAGAAUGGAAAAAUAAUCAAGAAAGGCAUUGUGCCACAGAACGACGGAUGCAUCAUCGACCACCUCCUCGCGGAUAUCAGGAAAGGUUUCAGCCUAAGAAAGACCAGACCAAGGUGCGAUUCGGAAAGCCUCCCUUCUAGUGAAAUGCGUAGGGAUACCUGCCCAUCUGGAUCAAGUGCGAAGCCUGUAGACGAAGAAGCCGUAAAAUUGGUCACCAUUACCGCUCCCACCAAACCUCAGAUCGAGGGUCACCAAGCCAGCGCAGGCGAAGUGAACGGCUUCAUCAGUCCAUCAGAAGAGGCUCCACCAGCACUGCAGAGUGUGGGGCAAGACGGACCAGCUGUACCUCCCAACACACUCCCAGGAGAAGCAGCCACGACGAUGCAGACACCCCUGGAAAGACCUGUGUUGCUGUCGGACAGGCAACACUCACAGAAACUUGCAGUGUCUUUGCAAGAUGUGGCACAAUGUCAUCCUCAGGUUGAAAUGGAACACCAGCCAUGUCUACCCACAAAUGGCUUUUCACUGGAUUCGACUGAGUCCAGCGUCCUCAGCCCAUCUUCCCUCACAGAUUCAGACCUGCUAGAGGCUGUGUUAGAUGGCACUUCUGGCCUGGUACCUGAGAAGGUGAUGCCUGAAGAGCAAGCCGACAUUAGUGUGAACGCUGAGACCAAGGAAAGCCUUUUACCUAGUACAGACAAUGUGACACAGAGUAGUGAAAGCAAUAAAAUUGAAGACAGGAAAGGUGAAACUAGCGAUAAAGCUAGCCAUUCAACAGAGGAUGUAGGACAAGAGGGUGGUGGAGAAGAGCGGGAACACAUUAUUGUAAAAACGCCUGGUCAAGAUGAGGUCCUAAGUUACAAACAUUCUGACACUAAAAGUAAUGUGACUGCACUCAGUGAGGGCAUCGAGGGGUGGGACGUCCCGGAUGGGCUGCAAUCAGAAGAUCUGCCAUCAGUGUCUGAAGCAGUGCCUUCAUCCCUUAAGCCUGAACCAAAGAAACAGCAGAGCCUCUUUAAACGAAACAAAAAGAAGAGUAAUCAAGGUAACAGUGGGAAAGGACACACUAAACAUAAAAAAGGCUGUGUGUUGCAGUGAGGUGACACCAGGAAGAGGAAAUCGAGAGGAAAAAGAAAAUGCUAAUUUCACACUGGAGUUCUGAACUGGACUGAAGUAUAUUUUAUUUUGUGAGACUACAGAAUUGUGACUCCUUCGGGGGGAUGCAGAGGUCUUCCUUUAGCAAUGAUUUGUCUUUCAAGACCAAGAAGAGUAAAAGCACCUGAUGCUGGGAUCUUCACAGCAUGGAUGUUCAUGUGUCACUUUAUGUACAUGAGUUGUGGUUUUGUGUAUAUGAGUGAUUUUGAUUCAGAAAAAUUCAAAAGAGUUGAAUAUGCUUUAUAUGUUUUGUAUACUUGUUGUAUAAAUAUGCAGUGAAUGUGUUUUGCUGUAAGCUCUAUUUACUGUUCAGCAUCAGAAGAAAGAAAGAUGCAGUGUUUGGUGCAAGGUAUUUAACUCAUCGAAACAAAACUGCCUGAAAAUUGUCUUCGUUUCUUUAUAUUAACCAAAUGAUCUCUAAUGGAAAAUAUAAGCACAGCAUUUAAAGGAUUGUAAAUUUUAAUGUUAAACAUAUUUUAAUAAAAGUGAAUUUACUGUUCA